AUGAAAACUUCUCUUGAAUUCGCUUAUGCAGAAGUCACAGACUUGAAAGACGAAGUUGAAAAAACCAAGAAAUCCGAAAACGAAAUCCAAUGCAAAAUGCGCAAUUUAGAAGAAUCAAACUGCCUGUUACAAGAGAGCGUCAUUGACCUGAAGGCUCGAUCCAUGCGGGAUAAUCUUCUCUUCUAUAAUGUUGAAGAAAGAGAAAAUACAGACGAAAAGAUCUACCAGAUUCUGGAGGAGAAACUACAGAUUCCUGAUGCUAGAAAUAAGAUAAAGAUCAAUCGAUCUCAUAGAGUCGGAAGGAAGCAUCACGCGCAACGCAAGCCAAGAGCAAUUGUUGUUAAGUUCAACUAUUUUAAAGACCGAGAAGAUAUCCGACUUAACGCAAGAAAGCUCAAAGAAACACGCAUAGGAAUAGCAGAACAAUUUCCUGAAGAAAUUGAGAAGAUACAGCAAAUGCUUUAUCCUGAAAUGAAGAGCGGCAAAAGCAGAAGGACAUGA
Messenger RNA from Paramuricea clavata, 501 nucleotides. The record is from the annotation of a GenBank genome assembly. Lineage: Eukaryota; Metazoa; Cnidaria; Anthozoa; Malacalcyonacea; Plexauridae.